This is a messenger RNA of Jatropha curcas, 1101 nucleotides long. The record is from RefSeq and is a predicted model, not a curated record. NCBI's taxonomy places the organism in Eukaryota, Viridiplantae, Streptophyta, Magnoliopsida, Malpighiales, Euphorbiaceae.
AUGGCAUCAUUCAGUCCCCUUGCAAACAUCUUAACCCAAAAUAAACUUGAGGGUCCAAACUAUGUUGACUGGAAGAGGAAUUUGGACAUUUUGCUUACUGCUGAGGAGUAUCAGUUUGUGCUUACUGAAGUUUGUCCUGAAAAACUCGGUGAAAAACCCGGUGAGGGUGCCUCUGAGGAGGUCACCAGAGCUUACCAGAAAUGGGUUAAAGCUGAUGAGAUGGCGCGAUGUUACAUUUUGGCUUCUGUGCCAAAUGUUUUGCAACAUCAGCAUCAGACGAUGGACACAGCUUUUGACAUGCUCGAAAAUCUCAAGGAGAUGUUUGGAGAUCAAACUAGUGCAGCAAGGCAAAACGCACUGAGGGAGAUUCUUACUUCCAAAAUGGAGGAGGGGACCCCAGUUAGAACUCAUGUCUUGAAGAUGAUGAGUCUUCUGAAUAACAUGGAGGUUCUUGGUGCUGAGGUUGACAAUGCUACACAGAUAGAAAUGAUCUUGAACACUUUGCCAGCCAGUUUUCAGCAGUUUCGAGGCGCUUGCACUGUUUUGUGGCUUAAUGUUGAUGAGCGAGGUUCUUCUUCUGCCCAGAACAAGGGUAAGAAGAAGAAAAAUGCUCACAAGGCUAAGCCUAAAACAAGUGCUGCAUCUACUAGUGUAAGUGUUGCUGUGAAAAAGCCUAAGGAUUCUGGAGCCACUAAUCAUGUCUGCAAUUCAUUACAGGGGUUUCAGGUAACUCGUCAGCUAAAUAAAGGAGAUGUAAGCAUUUUUCUGGGAGAUGGCACAAAAGUUGCAGUUCUAGCUAUAGGAAAUGUUUCUUUGAAUUUUGAGAAUAAUAGAACUUUGUUUUUGAAGGAUGUUUUAUAUGUACCUUCAAUUAGAAGGAAUUUAAUUUCAGUUUCUAGUUUGAGCAAGAAUGGAUAUUCGAUGAUUUCUCAAAAUAUGGAUACAUUUACCUGUUGCGCCGUAAGUCUAAAUGCUUUUGAGAAAUUCAAAGAGUUCAAGGCAGAAAUGGAGAAACGACAUGGAAAAUAUAUCAAGUCGUUACGGUCUGACCGUGGUGGCGAAUACCUCUCUAGAGAAUUCAUUACUUAUUUAUCAGAAUAA